AUGGGGAAGACGCAUGCGGAUUAUGCCCUGGAUGGUUUUGAAAAACUCCAGGUACUAGACAUUGGAAGAAAUCAAUUAUCAAGUCUUUAUAACGGUUCAUUUUGUGGAUUGAAGUCGCUGAUUGAUUUGAAUCUAUCUGUCAACAAAAUUACCACUUUGAGAUUAUAUCAAAGCAACAUUCAUGAAAUCAAAACUGUACCAUGGAACGCAACAAAUCUUCAAACUCUUAACUUAGCCAAUAACAACCUUAUCUCCGUUAACAGAAAUACAUUCGUUGGUUUAAGAAAUCUAAAAUUCCUUGACCUUAGCAGGAAUCAUAAUCCUCUCGAUAUAUCCGUUGAUGCUUUUGAAGAAACCAGUUCUUUAGAAAAGAUCAUAAUGAAAGAUUUAGUCAAAUUCACCAUGACAGGUUCUUUCAGAAACAUGCAUCAACUAGUAUUCCUCGAUAUGUCCUAUCUUUCUAGUCGCUUAGAAAUUACUUCCCAUGACCAAUUUAGUCAUACGUCGGCGUUGAGGAUUCUAAACUUAUCCAGAACUAAAAUCAAAGCCGAAGAUCUAGUCCAACUUCAAAGCAAUAGACCAUUGUUUUCAGGAUUGGUCUCGUUGCGCACCCUAAAACUGCCACUUAACUUAUUUGAUGAUUUCCACCACGUUCCUAACGCAUUUACCACACUUUGGAAUCUUCAUGAGCUAGAUCUGACUGACUGUCAAAUUACACAAAUUGACUCGGGGAUAUUUAGGAAUCUCACGUCACUAACAGAUCUCUUGUUGGCCAAAAACUUGAUUAAAAUCAUUCCCGCAAAAGCUUUUCAGGAUCUACAGAAGUUACGUAACCUGAAUCUAGCAUCUAACUAUAUUACAGUUAUCGAAAAGCAAUUAUUUUCCAGAACAUCCAGUCUCCAGUAUCUAUAUCUCCAGAAUAAUCAAAUCUCCACGAUAGAUUCUUUCACACUAUUACCAACAAGUCUAAAGGUGUUAAUCAUUGCGAACAAUCCAUUCACAUGUACCUGCCAACUUGCGUGGUUCAGGGAAUGGCUGGACAAGGUGAAUACAACAAUCUAUCAGAGAAAUGAGACUCGUUGCUCUAGUACUUCCUUCAAAUCGCUAAAUAAUCAGACUAUAUGGUCGUUCCAUCCUGAAGAUUACUGCGGAGUCAAUAUCUAUCUUAUUGUAGGUGUAUCUUUGGCAAUUGUGACCGUUCUGUCGCUAAGUGUCCUCGUGUACCAAAAGCGAUGGUGGUUGAACCACAAACGAUUUCUCUUAAAGUUGGCCAUCGUUGGUUAUCAAGAAAUCAUUGAAAAUCAAGGUCCUGAGGACUACGAGUAUCAGCUUAACCUCAUGUUCCGUGAAGAUGAUGAGUGGUGGAUUAACGAUUGCAUGAAGCCAUUCCUGCAGGGGAGGAUGCCACACCUGGAGCAUAUCGUUUUUGGGGAUAGUGGUCUUCAUCCAGGGUCUUUCUAUUUAAACGCCAUCUAUGACGUCAUCGAGAACAGCUACAAGACGGUCUUGUUGCUUAGCAACCAGUCAGUGGAGGAUACCUGGUUCAUGACCAAACUCCGUAUGGCCGUGGAGCAUAUGAAUGACACCAAGUUGGAGAAGAUCAUCCUCAUAUUUCUAGAGGACAUCGAUGAUGACCACCUACCGUAUCUUGUACGGCUGUUGCUGAGUCGGAACAAACCUUACUUGCUGUGGGUGGAUGAUGAUGAAGAUGCACAAGAAUUCUUCUGGGCAAAGUUUGAGAAGAGCAUGAGGGCUAACAGGGAAAUGAAUAAUGUAAUUCCAGUUUAGUAACAUAUUAAAAAACGUAGCGUAUUACACUUUGUAAAAGAUAGCGUGUCGUGACGCGUGGUUAUA
This is a messenger RNA of Strongylocentrotus purpuratus (purple sea urchin), 1854 nucleotides long. Its product is annotated as slit homolog 1 protein-like. The transcript is spliced from 3 exons. Gene Ontology annotation, molecular function: protein binding. Lineage: Eukaryota; Metazoa; Echinodermata; Echinoidea; Camarodonta; Strongylocentrotidae. Gene Ontology annotation, biological process: signal transduction. Bases 1 to 1788 code for a protein of 595 amino acids. The record is from RefSeq and is a predicted model, not a curated record.